AUGCAGGUGUUUGAAGCUGGGAGGAAGACCUGGAGAACAAGAGAUGAAAAUCAGGAGGAAGCCAAGAGGGAAUUCGUUAAAAUCCUGAACAGAUUGGAAGAUGAGCUUGGAGAAAAGCCAUUCUUCGGAGGUGAAACCUUGGGGUUCAUGGAUAUUUGUUUGGUUCCUCACUACUGUUAUUUUCACACAUAUGAGAUUUUGUCCGGCUUGAGCAUUGAAAAAGAGCGCCCCAAAUACAUGGCGUGGGUUAAGAGAUGUCUGCAGAAAGAGAGUAUUUCGAAGACACUUUCUGAUCGGAAGAAUGCGCUUGGAUUACACACAAAGACGAGGAGGAGGCGAAGGAGGGAGUUUUUAUAUUUUAGGGUUUCUAAUUUUUAA
Molecule: messenger RNA, 378 nt
Organism: Pistacia vera
Lineage: Eukaryota; Viridiplantae; Streptophyta; Magnoliopsida; Sapindales; Anacardiaceae
Product: probable glutathione S-transferase
Exons: 1
Coding region: 1-378 (125 amino acids)
Biological process (GO): glutathione metabolic process
Cellular component (GO): cytoplasm
Molecular function (GO): glutathione transferase activity
Source: RefSeq, a predicted model, not a curated record